CACAUAUAUCCGCACCAAUUCUUAUUUUCUUAAAUCAACCCAUGUCAACCCAUCAUGUAUUCAUGAGAAAGUGAUACUUGCAGAAUAAGGGAAAUUUCCUUGUUCAUACCUUAAAGUCUUGGUGCACGGAAAAUGACAUUUGGUUGUUGUUAAGAAGAGUUUCUCUUGGUGCGCAAGAUAGGUUAAUGCUUUAAGUAAUUACUGUCCCCCAUAUCCACAAAUCUGUAAACAAGUGAUAAAAUCAAGUUAAGAAAAGCAUGGUUUGCACUCCCUGAAGCCACAACAGCAUAGAAAGCUUAUUGAUCUUCAAGGAACACGGCGUGCACGAGACAUAGACAGAAAAGGAAAUGAUCAAAUCAAUAUCAGUACCAGUUUGUGCAUUUUUGGUUAAUCUUCUUGUCCUUCUUUGUGGCCAAGGCGUUUUGGUGACAAAGGUGGAGGCCACUAGCAACGUUCAUAUUGUUUAUCUGGGAGAGAAGCAGCAUGAUGAUCUCAAGCUCAUCACAGAUUCACAUCAUGAUAUGCUUGCCAAUAUUGUUGGGAGCAAGGAACUAGCCUCCGAAUUGAUGGUGUACAGCUACAAACAUGGCUUCUCAGGGUUUGCAGCCAAGCUGACAGAGUCUCAGGCUCAAAAGCUUUCUGAAUUGCCAGGAGUAGUUCGAGUUAUACCAAAUAGUCUUCACAAGCUACAAACAACUAGGAGUUGGAACUUCCUAGGCCUUUCUUCCCAUUCUCCUACUAAUGCACUUCAUAAUAGCAGCAUGGGCGACGGAGUCAUCAUAGGUGUUUUCGACACAGGAAUAUGGCCCGAGUCUAAAGCUUUCAGCGAUGAAGGACUUGGACCCAUCCCAUCCCACUGGAAAGGUGUUUGUAUAUCCGGGGGGCGGUUUAAUCCCACCCUUCACUGUAACAAGAAAAUAAUUGGAGCCCGUUGGUACAUUGAUGGAUUUCUGGCUGAGUAUGGAAAGCCCAUAAACACAUCCGGCGACCUUGAAUUUUUAUCCGCAAGGGAUGCAAAUGGACAUGGGACUCACACAGCUAGCACUGCAGCUGGUGCUUUUGUUAGCAAUGUUAGCUACAAAGGUCUUGCUCCUGGGAUUAUAAGAGGUGGAGCUCCUCGUGCUCGGUUGGCUAUUUACAAGGUUUGUUGGGAUGUCCUUGGAGGACAAUGCUCAUCUGCUGACAUUUUGAAGGCUAUUGAUGAAGCAAUACAUGAUGGAGUUGAUGUGAUGUCGCUGUCAAUUGGUUCUUCAAUUCCUCUAUUUUCAGAUAUUGAUGAACGCGACGGCAUAGCUACUGGUUCCUUCCAUGCUGUUGCUAGGGGCAUCACUGUCGUUUGUGCAGCUGCAAAUGAUGGACCUUCAGCUCAGACUGUGCAGAACACAGCACCUUGGAUUUUGACUGUUGCAGCAAGCACCAUGGAUCGAGCGUUUCCGACACCGAUAAUACUUGGGAACAACAGAACAUUCCUGGGCCAAGCCACAUUUACUGGAAAAGAGAUUGGUUUUAGAGGAUUGUUUUAUCCACAGGCCUCAGGGCUUGACCCCAAUGCUGCAGGUGCCUGUCAGUCCCUAUCACUUAAUGCUACAUUAGUUGCUGGAAAGGUGGUGCUCUGCUUCACCUCAACAGCUCGUAGGUCUUCAGUAACAAGUGCUGCAGAAGUUGUCAAGGAAGCAGGUGGAGUUGGGUUAAUUGUUGCCAAGAAUCCUAGUGAUGCACUGUAUCCCUGCAAUGACAACUUCCCAUGCAUUGAAGUGGACUUUGAAAUUGGGACUCGGAUUCUCUUUUACAUCCGUUCUACCAGGUUCCCUCAAGUGAAGUUGAGGCCUUCAAAAACAAUUGUGGGAAGGCCUUUACUGGCAAAAGUUGCAUAUUUCUCAUCUAGAGGGCCUAACUCAAUUGCUCCAGCGAUUCUUAAGCCUGAUAUAACUGCACCAGGAGUGAACAUACUAGCUGCUACUUCACCUCUUGAUCCAUUUGAGGAUAAUGGAUAUACCAUGCACUCAGGAACAUCAAUGUCAGCACCUCAUAUCUCAGGCAUAGUGGCUCUUCUCAAAGCAUUGCAUCCUGAUUGGUCUCCAGCAGCCAUUAAAUCUGCACUUGUCACAACUGCAUGGAGAAAUCAUCCUUCAGGCUAUCCAAUAUUUGCGGAGGGAUCUUCUCAGAAGCUGGCUAACCCAUUCGACAUUGGAGGAGGCAUUGCAAACCCAAAUGGAGCAGCAAACCCUGGUCUAGUAUAUGACAUGGGCACACCUGAUUACGUGCAUUAUCUCUGUGCUAUGGGCUACAACCACACUGCUAUCUCUAGUCUCACAGGACAACCUGUAGUAUGUCCUAAAAAUGAAACAUCCAUUUUAGACAUUAACCUUCCUUCUAUAACUAUACCGAAUCUUAGAAAGUCAGUUACACUAACCAGAACAGUAACAAAUGUAGGAGCCCUUAACUCCAUUUACAGAGUAGUGAUUGAGCCACCAUUUGGCACUUAUAUCUCUGUAAAACCAGAUAGUUUGGUUUUCAGCAGAAAAACUAAGAAAAUCACCUUCACUGUCACAGUUACUGCAGCCAACCAGGUGAACACAGGGUACUAUUUUGGAAGCCUAUCAUGGACUAAUGGUGUGCAUACUGUAGCAAGUCCCAUGUCGGUUAGAACAGAUAUUUUACAACCUCAUGUUGAUGAAAACUAAGAAAUGCAGCAAAUAUUUAUUGUUUA
Molecule: messenger RNA, 2710 nt
Organism: Ricinus communis (castor bean)
Lineage: Eukaryota; Viridiplantae; Streptophyta; Magnoliopsida; Malpighiales; Euphorbiaceae
Product: subtilisin-like protease SBT3.5
Exons: 11
Coding region: 348-2684 (778 amino acids)
Biological process (GO): proteolysis
Molecular function (GO): serine-type endopeptidase activity
Source: RefSeq, a predicted model, not a curated record